This is a messenger RNA of Daphnia pulex (common water flea), 3437 nucleotides long. Its product is annotated as importin subunit alpha-5-like. The record is from RefSeq and is a predicted model, not a curated record. Gene Ontology annotation, molecular function: protein binding; nuclear import signal receptor activity. Gene Ontology annotation, biological process: NLS-bearing protein import into nucleus. Gene Ontology annotation, cellular component: cytoplasm; nucleus. The coding region runs from base 1728 to 3044 and encodes 438 amino acids. The transcript is spliced from 17 exons. Lineage: Eukaryota; Metazoa; Arthropoda; Branchiopoda; Diplostraca; Daphniidae.
CAUGCAUAUUUGUAUUCUACUAUUGCUAGAUAUUGUGUCUGACCGUCUGUUAUGUUGUCCCAUCUGGCAUUGGCAUUCCUAGUUUUAACAACGAGUUCCUGAAUAUUUCAUUUUUCAUAUUAGCCACAACUUCAGCUACCGAUCAUCAACUGAAUGACCAAUUUUCUUUACAGGCACCAGUAUUUAUGAAUUUUUUCUUUGCAUUAAAAGGCAUGGUCAAUGCUCCAGUAGAGAGCAGUACGGAGGACUGUUUUGGUUUUCAUAUCUUACAGUCUGUGAUCAUUAUUAGUUAUUACAUACUGCCUUCGCUAACUAGCAUUACAAUGUGGGCUGCAAUGGAGUUGGGAGUGGAUUCAGCCAAACUCUCGUCUAUGCGAUAUACUAUUACUUUACAUUUCCAACGGUUUCCACUUCUGAUAGAAAUUAUACAACAAACUUCCAACUACAGUUAGAGUCAAGAUCCAGGUAAUUGACAACUACACAGAGUCUUUACUCUGUUGUCGGCACAGAUAUACCCUUAAAAAUAGUCAGGGUAAUUAAAGCCCAGAGAAAUGCAGCCAAAAUGACAAACAACAUGCCACAACUGCAAGUCCUUCAGCAAAAAAUGACUGAUGCCAGACAGGCAGGAAAUGCCAUGGAAGCUGCACGGAUGAGUUAUGAGAUCCAAAGUUUUAUGAAAGAGAAAGGACAUCCCUUAAAAAAUCUAAUUGGUCCUGUUAUAUUCAGGCACCAGUAUUUAUGAGUUUUUUCUUUGCCUUAAAAGGCAUGGCCAAUGCUCCAGUAGAGAGCAUGCAGUACGGAGGAUUGUUUUGGUUUUCAGAUCUUACAGUCUGUGAUCCUUAUUACAUACUCCCUAUGCUAACUAGCGUUACAGUGUGGGCUACAAUGGAGUUGGGAGCGGAUUCCGCCAAACUCUCGUCUCAAGGCUUCCCCUGCGUUAAUUUAUUUCUUCCGAGCCAUCCCGUUCAUCAUGUUCCCCAUCACGAUGAAUUUCUCAGGAGCUAUUCUGUGCUAUUGGUUGACGACUAAUGUCAUUUCACUCGUUCAAGUCGGUUUCCUUCGCCUUCCCAAAGUCCGAAGCUAUUUCAAUAUCGGCAUAUCGCUCCGAUAGUUGUUCAGACAGUUAAAGGUGCCGGACCCAAAAAAGGAUUCGUGGAGGGAAUGAAAGAAGCUUGGAAUAAUCAGAAAAUCACCGCUGAACUUAACGCGAGGCGGAGAUUUAGAUUACCCUAAAACAGACAAACUUCUCCGGGCUUUCUGGAAAGAGGGAGGCUUUCAAAGACUGCUGGAGUUAAUUGGUGACAUCAUCGAGAUUGAGACCUUUUCUUUGAUGGCGCGCUAGUUCGUUCCCUACCACGCAGAAAUAAAGGUCGAUCUUUGAUCUGACCCAUCCCCAACCUGUAGAAGGAAAGGCCAGUUUGCAUGUCCUUGACUUUCGAAGGUCACGGAGAUCAUUUCGAAAAACGUGUCCUGCAGUGGUGUAGAGGUUGGGUGAGAACGACACGUGUUACAUCAUUAUCAAGCAGGCACAAUUGCCGCAAGGCUUCAGUUGAGAGGCGAAUCAGGGUGAGAAAAAAUCGAAUGAAACGAGAGAGAAAUGCGACAGAAAUCAGUCGAGUGAGCAUCUCCGACACGGCAACAACUGCAGCUUACUUUUGUCCCCUGCCUUCUUCGAAGAUCAUCAUAUUAAAUCACUGUACGUAUUCUUUUUAGAAUACGAAAUUGAAAUGCCUACUAAAAGAAAUUAUCGUAUGCUGGCUGCAGCCAAUUUGAGAAUUGAGGACAUAGUUAAUGGUAUGAACAGUCGUGAAGAAAACAAGGAAAUUACUGCAAUCCGCGCUGUUAGAAUCCUCACCAAGAAGCGUAAUCCACCCAUUGACAUUCUUAUCAAUGCCAAUAUUAUUACCAAGCUGGUAGAAUUCCUCAGUCGUGUCAACAACCCUGAUCUCCAGUUUGAGUCAGCCUGGUCUCUCAUCAACAUUGCGUUAGGCACAUCUGCUCAGACGAAAGCUGUAGUCAGUGCUGGGGCUGUUAGUCCCUUAAUUUCUUUGUUGGGUUCACCUCAUCAAGGUGUGGCUGAGGGAGCUGUCCUGGCUCUGGAUAAUUUAUUCGUAAUCGAAUCAGAGUUAAGAGAUGACCUCAUUGAGCAAGGAGUUGUUAAUUCGUUGCUCGUCUUAUUGAUUAAACCGGAUACUUCAACUAGAUUACUGCACAACGUCACUUUGUUUUUGUGCAACUUGUGUCGUAACGAGGACGGUCAACUCACUAUCCCUGCAGUUCGACAGCUUCUUCCCGUCCUGGCCCACCUGAUUCAUAACAAUGACAAGGAGAUUCUCGUCGACGCUUGCCGCGCUCUGACAUACCUUACUGGUCUCCCCAGUGAUCUUUUUAUUCAAAUAGUUGUCGACGCCGGAGUCGUCCCUCGGCUCGUCUCUUUGUUGAGUCACAAAGAAGUGGACGUCAUCUUCCCCUCUCUGUUGACUAUCGGCAACAUUGCGUCAGUUGAUUCUCUUAUCAAUUCCGUCCUGACGGCUGGUGCCUGCCCAAUGCUGGCCAAGUUACUUGUUCGUUCCGAGAUGAAUAUCGUCAAGUAUGCUGCCUGGACUGUGUCUAACAUUGCUUACGGCAAUGCCGUUCAAAUCCAAGCUCUGGUUACCGAUAACGUUAUUCGUCCUUUGGUGGAAGUGCUGGGUAAAGGCAAUUUUCAAUGCCGAAAGGAAGCAGCUUGGGCCAUUACCAACAUCACUUGGGGUGGCAAUAUCGAGCAGAUCGAUUUGUUGUGCCAAUAUGGCGCCAUCGCUUCGCUGUGUUCUUUGUUGGAGGCCAAGGAAUGCAGCAGCGAGACUAUCGUGGCCGUGUUGGAAGGCUUGUUUAAUAUUUUGGCCGUUGCCAAGAAAAUGGGCGAACUGGAGAAAGUUUCCCUUCAGGUCGAAGAGUGCGGUGGCCAGACCCGCAUCGUACAUUUGCAGAGCCACGAAAAUAUUGAGGUUUAUCAUAAGGCGCAUGCCAUUCUGGGGCGGUACUUCUCCACUCCAUUCCACUGAUUUGUCCAAUGAAGAGUCCAAGUUGGCGCCAUCGACAUCGUAGAUAGAGUGGCAAUUACGAAUUCAACAACCAGCAGCCAUCUCAAGCCCCAUGAAGAAGGUUUCUCAUUCUAAAUAUUUUAAUGUCUAACUAUAAUUAUAUUUUAAAUCUAAAACUCAAAUUAUGUUUUUAUUUAAACCUCAAAUUGUUUUUUCUGCCUGUCAAUUUUUAUUUAUUGUUCACUUCCUUCAACGCUAUCUUCAUCAUAAGUUUUGGCCUUUUAAAGUUUCAUUUCCCACAUUGUAUUUUAAUUGCAAGUUGCCAUUUGCUUUAAUUUAUGUCCAUGCACGAUCUUCUUUCCUCUUUCUCAAUGCGUGAUAAACGAGCAAUACAAAACAACUCGAUCAACUGUA